AUGUCGGAUAAUUCAUCGCAGGUUGGUGACGAACGCUGCGCUGGUGGAUAUAAAAACCGUUGGCUCGUUCCACCAGAUUCCCCAGGUCUCUCGUUUGUCUUGUUCAACCUCGACAUGUUCAAGUCUCUUUCUCUCGGAUCUUUGGCCGUGGCCUUCCUGGCCUCUGGCGUCGUGGCUCAACAACCAGAAUGGGCACAAUGCGGUGGUAUCAACUGGACUGGUGGAAAAACCUGCGCUUCUGGUCUGAGCUGCGUCAAGGUUAACGACUACUACUACCAGUGCCAGAAGGGUUCUGGUAACACACCCACCACUACCGCUGCCACCACUGCCACCACUGCCACCACCAGCAAUGGAGGUAGCACUCCUCCUACUACUACUAGUGGCGGCAGCACCCCCACCAGCACCGUCGGUCCCUCGGAUAACCCAUACAGCUCGGACUACACUGUCUGGCUCUCUCCUUUCUAUGCUGCUGAAGUCGCUGCUGCAGUCAAGAACAUCUCUGAUGCUACCCUCGCUGCAAAGGCCGCCAAGGUUGCGAACAUCCCUACCUUCACCUGGUUCGAUGUCCGGGCAAAAGUCCCUACUCUCGGUGAAUACCUCGCCGACGCCGACGCCAAGUACAAGAGCACCGGCAAGAAGCAAAUUGUCCAAAUCGUUGUCUACGAUCUUCCGGACCGUGACUGUCAUGCUAAGGCCUCUAACGGUGAACUCUCAUCUGCCAACGGUGGCGAGGCUCUCUACAAGCAAUACAUCGACGACAUUGCUGCCUGGAUUACCAAAUACCCCCAGAUCCGCGUUGUCGCUGUUGUCGAGCCUGAUUCGCUUGCCAACUUGGUCACCAACUUGAGCGAUCCUCGUUGCUCUGCUGCCAAGGAGGUCUACACGCGCUCAACCAUCUACGCCAUCCAGAAACUCAGCCAACCCAACAUCUACCUCUACCUUGAUGCUGGUCACGCUGGCUGGCUCGGAUGGCCCGCCAACCUCCCUCCGGCUGCUCAGCUCUUCGGUGACCUUCUCAAGUCUGCCGGCGGUUCCUACCGUGUUCGUGGUCUUGCUACCAACGUCUCCAACUACAAUGCCAUUGUUGCCGCUUCCCCCGACCCAGCCGCUUCCCCCAACCCCAACUACGACGAGCAGCACUACAUCUCCGCCCUCAUCCCUUACCUCCAGCAAUACGGCUUCCCACCCCACUUCAUCGUUGACCAGGGCCGCUCUGGUGUCCAGAACAUCCGUGACGAGUGGGGCAACUGGUGCAACAUUGAGGGUGCUGGAUUCGGUCUCCGCCCUGGCCCCAGCACUGUCGCCGGCAUUGACCAAGUCGUCUGGAUCAAGCCCGGUGGAGAGAGUGACGGUACCUCCAACACCGGCGCUGUCCGCUACGACUCCACCUGCGGCCUCAACGAUGCCAAGAAGCCCGCUCCUGAGGCUGGUACCUGGUUCCAGGCUUACUUCGUUGACCUCGUCAAGAACGCCGUCCCCGCUCUCUAG
Rhizoctonia solani is the source of this 1488-nucleotide messenger RNA. Its product is annotated as glycoside hydrolase family 6 protein. Bases 1 to 1488 code for a protein of 495 amino acids. Gene Ontology annotation, molecular function: cellulose binding; hydrolase activity, hydrolyzing O-glycosyl compounds. The record is from RefSeq and is a predicted model, not a curated record. Gene Ontology annotation, biological process: cellulose catabolic process. The transcript has 7 exons. Gene Ontology annotation, cellular component: extracellular region. Lineage: Eukaryota; Fungi; Basidiomycota; Agaricomycetes; Cantharellales; Ceratobasidiaceae.